UCUAUAGAGACACUCAACAGAGCAGAGACUGGACUACAACUCCCAGAAUGCUCUCCACCCCAGGUGUGUCCAACAGGUGAGAUCUCAGACACACCCACACCUGGAGGAGACCGCCCCCCGCUGGUACAGGAAGUGAGAUGUGAGAGAGAUCACAGAGUAGAGAGACAAGAAUCUGAACUACAACUCCCAGAGUGCUCUGCUUCCCAGGUGUACCUGACAGGUGAGAACUCAGACACACCCACACCUGGAAGAGACCGCCCCCCGCUGGUACAGGAAGUGAGAUGUGAGAGAGAUCACAGAGUAGAGAGACAAGAACCUGAACUACAACUCCCAGAGUGCUCUGCUUCCCAGGUGUACCUGACAGGUGAGAGCUCAGACACACCCACACCUGGAGGAGACCGCCCCCCGCUGGUACAGGAAGAGAGAUACCAGAGAGAUCACAGAGUAGAGAGACAAGAACCUGAACUACAACUCCCAGAGUGCUCUGGUUCCCAGGUGUACCUGACAGGUGAGAGCUCAGACACACCCACACCUGGAAGAGACCGCCCCCCCGCUGGUACAGGAAGAGAGAUGUGAGAGAGAUCACAGAGUAGAGAGACAAGAACCUGAACUACAACUCCCAGAGUGCUCUGCUUCCCAGGUGUACCUGACAGGUGAGAGCUCAGACACACCCACACCUGGAGGAGACCGCCCCCUGCUGGUACAGGAAGUGAGAUGUGAGAGAGAUCACAGAGUAGAGAGACAAGAACCUGAACUACAACUCCCAGAGUGCUCUGCUUCCCAGGUGUACCUGACAGGUGAGAGCUCAGACACACCCACACCUGGAGGAGACCGCCCCCCGCUGGUACAGGAAGUGAGAUAUCAGAGCGAUCGCUGAUCAGAGGAGACUGCAACUCAUCCAUAGCACAAGAGACAGCCGAGAGACUUCACAGAGCAAGGGGCCCCAUGAAGCUGGACAGCAGCUCCCGGCUGGCCUGUUCCUCGGCACAGAAGGAAGGCUACUUGCUGAAGAAGGGGAGCCGCCAUGCCUCCUACCACCGCCGCUGGUUCCUGCUCUGCGGCAAUCUGCUCUUGUAUUGGGAUCGCCAGGGGGACCCGCAGCCUCUCGGCCUCAUCCUCUUAGAGGGAAGCUCCGUCACCUUGAGGAACUCUAAACUGGAAUUCGCCUUCUCUAUCUGCUCGGUGUCUCGCGUCUACAAAAUGGCAGCCGAGAGCCGGAGGGACCUAGAGCUGUGGGUGCGGGCGUUACUCAGUGCCAACCUGGGCUACACCAAGGCGCUCCUCGGGGAGCUGCGCAGCCAGUAUCUGAGUCUCACACAAAGCCAAACUGAACAGAAAUCCAUACAGACUGGAGGCUCCGCCUCUGAGGAGGCAACAUGGGAGGCGGAGUUUGGGCUUCUGCAUCACUGGUUGGGAGAGGAAAUCCAAUCACUGAGGGACACGAAGCUCAUUGACCUUUUAUGAUCUGAAUGUUGUGUGCCAAAGAGAAAUAAAGAUAUUAUGUGACCCCAA
Molecule: messenger RNA, 1512 nt
Organism: Rana temporaria (common frog)
Lineage: Eukaryota; Metazoa; Chordata; Amphibia; Anura; Ranidae
Product: sesquipedalian-1-like
Exons: 2
Coding region: 946-1464 (172 amino acids)
Biological process (GO): endosome organization; retrograde transport, endosome to Golgi; receptor recycling
Cellular component (GO): trans-Golgi network; early endosome; recycling endosome
Source: RefSeq, a predicted model, not a curated record